AUGUUCGCUACUCAUCGCCAUAGACCCAUUCUCUAUCUCAAAGCCUUAACUUUUCCACCAAACCCUAACCCUAGUUUUCACCAUUUCUGCACCGCCUCUUCCAAUUCAACCCCAUUUCCAGUCUCCUACCUCAUCCACAAUCUCGGCUUCUCCCCACAAUCUGCUUCCAAACUUUCUUCCACUUACAAUCUUCGUUUCAAGACUAAUCAAAACCCUGAUUUAGUUCUCAAUUUCUUUAGAAACCAUGGUGUAUCAGAUUCCCAACUACGCAACAUGGUCGUCAAGACACCAUGGCUACUUUCCUGUGACCCCUCCAUAAGGGUCUUUCCAAAGUUUCAAUUUUUCCUCUCUAAAGGCGCUUCUACCUCCGACAUUGUUCACCUUGUCACUAAGUUCCCCAUGAUCCUCUCUCCAAGCCUGGAGAAUCAUAUAGUCCCAACCUAUGAAUUUCUCACUAGAUUCUUCCAAUCUCACAAAGACAUUGUCACUCAUGCAAUUCAAAAUCCUCUUUUAUUUUGUUAUCGUAAUGUGUUACUUAACGUUAGAAUGUUGAUUGAGUAUGGAGUUCCAGAUUCCUGCAUUGCAAGAUUGCUUCAAGUGAAUAGCAAGGUACUCAACACAAAUGAACUUCUGAAGUUGGUUCAGGAAUUAAAGGAUUUGGGGUUUAAUCCUUCACAAUCAACUUUCUCAAUAGCAUUGCAUGCCAAAAGAACAGUAGUCAAAGCCAGGUGGAAAGAGAAAGUUGAUGCCUUUAAGAAAUGGGGUUGGUCCGAUCAAGAUGUUGUUGAAGCAUUUCGAAAGCAGCCUCAGUGUAUGUUAGCAUCCCUUGAUAAAAUAAAUUUAGUCAUGAGCUUUUGGGUCGAUCAGUUGGGUUGGGAUGCCAUGGCCAUUGCCAAAGUACCAAGGGUUUUGUCAGCCAGUAUGGAGAGAAGGAUCAUACCAAGGGCCUCAGUUGUGCAAUAUCUUCUGAAGAAAGAUUUGCUAAAAAAGAAAGCAAGUUUAACUGCUCCAUUUAUAGUCGUCGAUAAGACGUUCCUUGACAAAUAUAUAAUGCCUUUUAAGGAGGACUCUUCUUAUCUCUUAAAGCUUUAUGAAGAAAAACUGAAUCUUGCACACAACAAGGACAACAAAGAUGGCAUGAUAUGA
This is a messenger RNA of Vicia faba (fava bean), 1146 nucleotides long. NCBI's taxonomy places the organism in Eukaryota, Viridiplantae, Streptophyta, Magnoliopsida, Fabales, Fabaceae. The record is from the annotation of a GenBank genome assembly.